UCGAGACUGAAUUCUCCGUAAUCGAUUGUUCACGUCUGCCUUGGGUACCUCAUCACCACGCGUCUGUAAGGAAAUGGCACGCUGGCUCAAUCCCGCAUGAGUGUUGUAAACAUUUCACUUUCCCUGUUCAAAUCUGAGCUCAAAUGGCACCGACAGAUCACAAAAUGAAGAAUAAGACGUUUACAGCCAAAGAUGGCAACUGGAAAAAAUCCAAACCCAACUUACAGGGUGUCAAGAAGAAGAGGAAAUGGACCCCCGAUAACAAAGUAUUCGAGGGAAAUGUUAAAGAAGGGCAAGGGUUUGCUUUAAAGAGGAAGCAAAAAGUCCAACAUGAGUACAACAAGCUGCUGCGGAAGGAGAAGAAGAAGAGGACGACUCCUGAGUCCAAACAGCUGUACAAGGAGGAGUACCCAGAACACCUCAGGCAUCUGUACAUGGCCGAGGCAGAGAAACUGAAGAACGAGGCCUGGACGCAUAGAAUGAACAGGAGUAAGAUGAGAAUCAAAGAGCAGGAUAAGGGAGAAAAGAUAGAUGAAAAUGAAGCUGAUCCACGCCAGAGCGAAGCUGCUGAUCCGGAUCCAGAAGUUACUGGUGGAUCUGAGCAGACCGAUUCUACUGCUGGGAACCCUGAACAGACAGCAGCCUCUGAGAAAGAAAGUAUUCCAAUGAGCAACCGCAUGAGGAAGAAAAUGCUGAAGAAGACAUCCUACCAGAAGACAAAAGAGGAAUUUGAGUCAACUAAAGAAAAGCAGAGAAAGAAGAAAGAGGAGUACCUGAAGAACAAGCAGCAAAGAGAAGAAGCCAUUCAGAAGUACAAACAGAAAAAGAUGGAGACGUUUCAGAUGCUGAGCAAAAAGACCAAGAGAGGACAGCCCAAUCUGAACCUCCAAAUGGAGUAUUUGCUUCAAAAGAUCCAAGGAACUGGAAAAUGACUCUUAAGUCAGAGUUGAUACUGGAGAAUUGCGUGGGGAAAAGUUUGGACCUUGCCUGUAUAUGACACAUACUUGCCUGUAUGUGUUUUGUUUUUGUUUUAAAUGAUUACCUGAGGACAAUCAGGACUGUGCUUUUCACACAAAAAACACUCUUUUCAGUUGUUCUUCGUGGGUUUUUUUUUUCAGUUUUUUCUCCCUGAAAACCUAAAACUGUGGCCCAUUUUAAUCUCAGACCACAAGAGGGCAUUGUAAGAUAUGAAGAGAUGGCAAACUUGCUCAUGUAAGACAGCUUUUAAUCAAUAAAUGUUGAGUGAGUUUCC
Morone saxatilis (striped sea-bass) is the source of this 1252-nucleotide messenger RNA. It is a transcript of the gene ccdc59, whose product is annotated as coiled-coil domain containing 59. Bases 144 to 932 code for a protein of 262 amino acids. The record is from RefSeq and is a predicted model, not a curated record. Gene Ontology annotation, cellular component: nucleus. The transcript is spliced from 4 exons. Lineage: Eukaryota; Metazoa; Chordata; Actinopteri; Moronidae.